Molecule: messenger RNA, 5469 nt
Organism: Scylla paramamosain (green mud crab)
Lineage: Eukaryota; Metazoa; Arthropoda; Malacostraca; Decapoda; Portunidae
Gene: pigeon
Product: protein pigeon-like
Exons: 20
Coding region: 62-2836 (924 amino acids)
Biological process (GO): positive regulation of amyloid-beta formation
Cellular component (GO): trans-Golgi network
Source: RefSeq, a predicted model, not a curated record
UUGCUUUGGGCCCGCGGUCCCUGGCGAAGCUGGCUGAAGUAAACAAACAGACGACGCGGCGAUGGCGGCUGUCACUGCGAAGCCCAUUCUGUUCCUGGAGGAGAAUCAGUAUUCAAAUUUUGAGUGGAUUGGUGAGAGCCAGGAUGGGUCCCUGCUGUGCCGCUGGGAGGAGGAGGUGCUGGUCAAGGGUCCAGUGGAGGGGGAGGGCGAGGGUGGCCCACAGGAAGCCACAAGCUCACUUGCCUUUGCAACACAGGUUGCCAUUGCUUCCCCAGACCUUUAUUCAGCCCAGGUCUUGUACACAUUUGACAAGGUUGUGCCCGUUGUGCAGGCCUCUGUCAAUGCCUCCAGGACACUGCUAGCCUUUGUGACGCGCCGCAGUGUGGGCGAUGGCAACAAGUACUCAGCUUAUGUGAGUGAGGUGGCACCACAGGGCGGUGUGUUCUCCCUCAACAUUGAUUGCUCCAGACAGAUACUGCUUGAGUUCCUGCACACAGAAGAAACUGGAAAGCCUCUUGGAGACAGCUGGAUUGCCAAACUGCUGGUGUUUGUUCAUAGGGAGUCCAUUGCUAUUUACUCGUUCCCUCUGAGCCUGAGAGAUGAAGGCUCCUGGGUGGUGGAGGACCAGCCUCUCACAGAGUCGGUGGUGCGGUCCUUCGUGUGGGCACAGUGGGAGCCGCGCCACAACCACCUCUACUACCUGCACUACAGGCCCCCACCAGAAGCCGGCCUCACACUGGGUUCUGGAGAGCCUGAGGAAGAUGCUCUCCGGCCACGCCCCAUGUUGACGGCCCUGCAGUUUCAUCCUGGCAAGCCACAUGAGACAGUGCUGAAUGUUCCCUUGGAGUUGUCUGGGCUGGAACACUCCCCACUGGACCUGAGUGGGGACUACCGGGACCAAGGGCUGCUGCACUCUGUGGGGGACGCCUGGCUGGACCUACGGGUGGUCACCUCGCCCUCUGGUGCUGUCUGCAUCUGUCAUCAUUAUAUCUACAAGUCAAGGCUGGCAGAGACACCAGCAGACCCUGAAAGCUGUGCAGUGUACUUGGCUUACUCAGUGACUCUGCUGCAUCACGGCUGUGUGCUACACACUGUGGUGCCAGGGGUGCCCUGGGGACAUGCCCACUCUGCUCUGCCCACGUACUCUCUGUUUGGAGAGCACUACCUGCUGGUCAUCGUGCCGGGCGUGUGCAUGCACAUGCUGGACAUGGGCCUGGACCACAUGCCCAACAACCAUAUUGUGACCACACCGCCCCCUCAGUUGCUGCCCAACGCACACCUCUUCCAGAUUGUGAGUGGCAAGGUGCUUUCCGGCCGCAGCAUCACCUUUGUGGAUGGUGUGAACCAGAUGACAGUGGAGGUGAGGGUGACCAAGGAGUCUCUCUUCUCCCUCUUCAAAAGCUCCACCAUUCUCAGCACUCGCUUGGCCAUCCUGCACCUGGCGGCUGUGCACGACAAGGAUCACGACCUGUCCCGUAAGCUGAUGUGGAGUGUGUGUGAGGACCCGCACAACCUGGACACUCCGUCAUUACUGCAGGAGUACCUUGUGGGGGAGACAUACGCCGCUGUACACAAGCACAUCGACUCAGACGCUGCCCACCUGCUCUCCUUGCUGCCCAUCACCACGGCACCCUUCACCACCGACACUGAGUACAUUGAGUCUCCGGCUGAAGAGAAUGUGCGCAUCUCCUACUGCCUGCUGGAGAAUGCUUGCAUCAUGCUGCUGUCGCCCAGGGAGAGGGUGGUGCGCUCCCUGACAGACACGUGGACCAGGCUUUGGGAACACACCACCACACGCCACCACCACCGCUUCUCCCUCACUGACGUGGUGGAGAAGCUCAUGGUGUCUCUCGACACGUACAAACCUGAAGCGUUGUCCCAGGGCAGCACUCCUGUGUCGCCAGCCAGUCCUCUGGUGGGUGGCCUGACCAUCACCUCGCUGGGACUGACACUGGCACACCUCAUGUUUGAUCCUCUGCCCUUCAAUGAGGCUGAGAACACAACCUCCUCCAAGCUAGAGCACCUCCUGUCUGUGAACCUUCGAGAGCUGAGCAUGUACUGCCUGAAGCACUUCCCCCACGAGUCCCCCAUGAGGGUGCACGCCGUGGCCAGCAAGUACGUCUGCACUCAGCUCCAGGUGUCCCGGCGGCUGUGCUCCAUCCUGUGCUCCUCCCAGACCCUGAUUCCCACUGAGAAGAGUGAGAAAGGCUUCACCUUCAUUGAGCAGCUGGAUGAGGGCGUGGCCAGCCGCCUGUUCACCCUUCUGGAGCGCUACCACUCAGCUACCGAGGCUGUGGCGUACCCACUCCCCCAGGGCUACAACUCCUUCCUGGCAUACCUGGCCCACCGCUGCCUGCCCCACUCAGUGUUCAUGCAGUAUGUGCGGCGCGGUGUGCUCCAGCUCAAUGUGGAUGUGCUGAGGGAGAUUGUGUAUGACCUGGAUGACACUCCACAGAAUGUGGAGAAGAAGCUGGAGAUAAUAUCAUCUGUUCCUCUGGUGAGAAGUCUGAGGACUCUGCAGUUUUGGCAACACCCGAUGUCCCUCAUACUGCGAUCCAGGCUGCACGCAGGGUCCAUUCUAGCCGGUGAGGGUCCCGGUCAGCCCCGCACACCCACCCAGUCUGCCCGCAUCAAUGCCCAGCACCUCGAGACCAAAGGACUAUCAGCAUUCCCCACAUCAGACAGACUCUCUCCUUAUGACACAUUUCUCGAUCUCCUGACUGCCAAAGCCAACCUGACAGACCUAGACUUGGGUCUGCUGUAUGAGGGGACCAUGGCUUCCUUCGAGUACAUCAAAUCUGACCUAGGGAGUGACUGUGUGGGCUCCAGACUGUGAGCUGCUCGUGGCUACCCUGGUGUCUCUGCUAAACUGUGCCAAAGAUAGUGUAGCAUAGAGGUGUAGCAUCAUUACAGGUGGUGUGUGUCAGGCAGGUGAGGCUAAAUUCAGCUAGUAUAAUGUUUUGGAUUCUCCAUUAUGCUGCAACUUGAAAUUAGAAGCGGAAUUAUUUAUUGUGCAUUUAAGGCAUUUACAGCUUUACGUACUGUCAAGUGCCGCUUUGAGUUUCUAUCUUGCAUUAUUCAUUCAGUGUGGGAUUUUUUCAGCAUAUUCCCCAUUAUAGUCAGUCAGGUGAGUGUAAAUUUGGCUACUAUAAUGUUUUGUGUUCUCUCUUAUUCUGCAACCUGAAAUUAGAAACAGUUAUUUGUUGUGCAUUUAAGAUGUUUUUGUCAGAAGCCAAGGUGUGUUUUUUUUAUUAUGUAAUAUUCAAUCAGUGUGGGAUUUUUCAGUGUAUUCCUCAUUAGCAGUGUUUGUGAUGCCUUGGAUUCAUGCCUCCCCGUUCAUUAUUGCUUCAACAGACAUGAGGCCGUGAAUGCAUUCCAUUAAUUUUCUCAUCAUGUGCUUUGCUCUGCAUGUAUGCAUUGCUAAAACAAGAAAGGUUAACUUGUUAGCUUAAGAAUUACCUGUGUUCAAUAUUAUGGUAGUGCUGUCAAUCCUCACCAAACACAAAUCUGCCAAGCAUGAACUAGGUAAAAUAUCCAAAAAUUUAUCCAGCAUGUCUGUUUUACUGUCUUUCCAUUUACUAUGCUGGUGUCCCCACAGAGGUAGGCAGCUAAGAAAUGGUGCCUAUGUUCUUGGAUUCCCAAAUGCUUGAAUCACAUGUGCCAGGUCCUGACUUAUGUUUCAACUUAUGAAGGGCAAUGUGAGUCAGCAAGUUAAAGGGAUUUUGCUGAGCAGAUAAUUUUCAAUGCACAAUGGGGUCAGGAACCUGAUUGUCAUGUUGGUGAGGGUAGGCAGGACUUGUAAAUCUGUGUUUCUAAUUCCAGUGGGAGAGAACACUGGAAGACUUAUUUACACAUCCCUUAUGAACCUGACUGUAAUUGUGAUUCUUUCAUUAACCCAUUCAGUGCAACAGGCAGCUUCUGUACUUAAUGAAAUCAACCAUCAUUAGUCAGAGUAAAUAAGAUAGUCAUAGUGCAUGUGCAGCUAAAUCAUGUGUACCACUUUAAUUAUGAACAAUAUCUGGAAUAUAAUGAAACUGAUGCUUUGGCAGUGAAAGGGUUAAUGGUGUAGUUGAGGAUUGUAUUAGCAAGACAUUAUUGCUGGCCUGUCUCUAGUCACUGAAGGAGAGUUAAGUUGUGGUGCUUAUUUUACUAUAUACUAUGUGCUGUACUGUGCCAAAUGUUUGUCCUUACACUGUUUCAGGUGCCCUGGAGAAGUGUAGGAGGCAGUGUGUACCGAGAUCCAGUGUAAGGCAGGAAUUUAUUACCUCCAGCCAACUCUUAAUGAUUUUAGGUGCAAGUUUAUGUAAUUACAGCUCUGUUAUAGUAUUCUCUCAGUGUUUCUUUUGGGAAUUUAUGUUGUAUUGGGGAAAUAUUAAUAUGUUGGUGUGAAAGAGCUUAUAGAGAUACAGGAUUGUCCUUGAAUGUAUCUGUACCUUAAUCUAUAUCUAAGGGUGCAUCCAUACUGCUGCUCAAACAUGCAUUUGCAACAUGUAAGCAAUACAUUACCAAACAAGCUGUUAACAUGUGGUGAACUGUUGUGUCCAGAUAUUAUUGGAAGCAGUGGUUGCAAACAUGUGCAGCACGCUGAUGUUGAUGGGUUAUAGGAAUCCUCUGUUGCUAGGUAAUGCAGUGUUAAUGCCAAGCAGUCAGCUUAUUGUUUAUUGGUGUCUUGUUUACAUAUAUGUUAGCUAAUCUUACAUAGCAGUAAUUCAUAAUCAUAUGCAGAUAUUACAUAUAUUUCAUCAGCUAAGGUGACUUUCAAAUAAGAUGAUCCCCAAAUUUCAGUCUGAAUGUAAUGGUUUUAGCUGAUAUUCAUGGUACAAGAUGACAUGCAAACUACCAAACCAUCUGUGGCGAAGUUUGGGUCAGUGAGCACCAGACAACUGAGAUGGUGAUAUACCAAUACAAUGAAUAAAAUACCUUGAAUGUAUUACCAUUAAUAAGGUACCAUCAUCUUAAAGCAUAAAACUAAACCUAGAGUAAAAUUUCCAUCAAGUGUUUUUGUACAUUUUCAUGAAAAAGGAUGGAUGGACUAAGAUUGCAUAAAAAAUUACAUGAGUUACAAUCAGUUCUCCUAAACAUAAACAAACCCUUGCCUUGCACCACCUGUGCGUGUUGGGCUGUCAGCCGCAAUCUUCUCCUAUAUAUCAUCUUUUUCAGUUAGAUACACUGAUGUUCUUGGAAUUUUUUCUCAGUAUAUGGAUUUCAUCCCUAUAUAAUAUUGCAAGCUGGAGAGAUUCAUCAUCUCCCCAAUUUGCUUUCCUUUGCUGCUUAGCUUGGGGUUCCCUGCCUUGAAGACCUUUAUAUAGCUCCUUUAGCUUUUUGGAAAAACUGGGAAAUAUUCACACAUCCUCCUACUUUGUCUGUUUGUAAGUAAUGUCAGCAGAGGUUUGUAGUUGUACCACAUUAAAUUUUGUUUACACACUUUUCAACUGGUAAACGUUUCAGUGCAUUUUCUCAAAAUGAAUU